This is a messenger RNA of Penicillium alfredii, 2361 nucleotides long. RefSeq lists its product as uncharacterized. The coding region runs from base 1 to 2361 and encodes 786 amino acids. Gene Ontology annotation, cellular component: cytoplasm. Lineage: Eukaryota; Fungi; Ascomycota; Eurotiomycetes; Eurotiales; Aspergillaceae. The transcript has 10 exons. The record is from RefSeq and is a predicted model, not a curated record.
AUGGCGGCCUCACAUAAACAAGACCCAAUUGUGCUGGUCAUAGAUUUCCACCAUGCACGGGGCCCCGAGAUUGAACACUGUAUCGGCGAUGAAGGAACUGAUCCCGCAACCGAAAAUGACUGGUCCUUGCUACCGUUCAUGGCUCUGUCGGACGGGGCGCAUCUGUCUACCGAGGAAUUCUCUUAUUUUACGCUCCGUCGAAAAGAAACCCCGACGGUCCCGGCUACUUCUCUGUUUGGUAUUGCGUGCUCCCGGCAGAUGGACUCCAAGAUUCUUAUCCAUCGCCCGCCCGAUGUAACGCGAUCAACGGUCCAGAAGGCUGUUGUGGUUGUGACGGAUACACCGCAAAGAGUUGGCCAAUUGCGCGAGAAGCUCUCCGUGGUGACCUCGGCCUGGUUUGCGCAACGCGACUUUUCGGACAUUGAUAUUCUGAAGAAAUUCCGCGAGGGCCUGGUGAUCAGCCUGCAAAAUGACGAUGCCUCCAAAGACCAGGCUCUGGGCCUUUCCCUCCGAGAGAUGAUCCACGAAUUUAAAUACCAGACCUUGGUUCUCUUUAAAGCAUUACUGCUGCAGCCCAAGAUACUCUUUUUUGGCUCGCGUUGUGAACGGCUGUGCAUGAUUCAAUUCUCGCUCAUUUCCUUAAUACCUGGUCUCAUCGACUGCCUCCAUGACUGCGCAGAUCCCGCCUCUGACAGCUAUGCCCAAACGGUGGAGAAGCCAACGUCGCUUAAGACCAGCGACAGAACCUCCUUGCUGGCAUACAUGGGUCUGCCUUUGCAGAUAUUCGGCAGGGGAAGCAUGUUUGGUCCCUAUACGCCUCUCCAGCAGCUGGAUCUGCUGGCAGAUGACGGAACAAAGUCGUAUGUGGUGGGGUCAACGAACUCGCUGCUCUUGCAACAGAAGGACCGCUACAGUGAUAUCUUAAUCAACCUCGACGAAGACACAAUCAGCAUUUCAUCCCCAUCACUCCGCAAUGCCUUGUAUCUGUCCACAGCCGAUAGGCGCUGGAUCGACUUGCUGACGCAAAUUGUCAACGAAACCUGGGAUGAAGCUCACCCGCAACUACCCAAGACCCACGGUUUUAUGGGCUCGGAAGAGUUUAUUCGCCUUCAGUUCGAAGAAUAUCUGCUGGCAUUACUGUCGAGCAUGAAAUACCACGAGGAACUCACUGCGUUCACAUCUGGGGGGUCGGCACAUCGGGGCAGGGCACAGCUGCAAAAUUUUAACAUCGAAGGCGACCCGGCGCUCGAUUUCAACUCGGAAUUCCUUACUCAGUGGCAGAAGACAUCCAACUAUGCCCUGUUCUCGCGUCUCACCUCGGAUGCACUCUUGUUUUCCAUCACCGAGCCACGACACCCCAGUGCGGGCGGUCUGACCAUGGAUGAUAUCCAGCGCCGCGUUUCCCAGCAGGUGGCCGACCUCCAUCUGGAUGAGCGAGUGCGCGAGGGCCGAGAGGCACUGAACCGCCACUUUGCAAUGGGGCAGAAGAAAGUGAGUGCCGCGUUCAACAGCUUCUGGUCUGAUGUCGAAGCUGGACGGGAGGCCCAGCGCAAACGGGGCGAAGAGAAAGUCUCGCAGUCGCAACGCGUCUCCAUGGAAAAUGACGCCCAGAUUUCCUCGCCCCCGGUUUCCUCUCCCGAUCCCGCCUCCGAUGCCUCCGGGUCCCGCCGCGGAGCCUCCAUCGACCUGACCGGGGCCCAAGCCUCGGUGAGCGCCGCCGGCCAGCGCGCCAGCGCAUAUUUCAGCUCAUGGGGGUCGUGGGCUACCGAAAAGCGCCGCGAGUGGCAAGAGAAGCGCAGCGCCUCGCCCAGUCCUCACCUGGGCAGCUCUGCAUCGCCCUCCACUCCACCUCUGCCAGCGGUCCCUGAAACAGGCGCCGAUUCGGACCGCGGCCGCCGCGACUCUAUGCAGGCUCAAAGCGACGAGCCCGACGGUCUCGCGCGCAGUGUCAGCCGCCGAAAGCGCUGGAGCAAUAUCCUGCUGCGCCGCGAUAGCUCUGACUUCGCUCCUGUCCCGAAACACGACGAGAACGUCGCCCUUGACUCUGCGAACACUAACCACGACGGCUCCUAUCCCAAGUCUCCGCUGUCGCAGGGUUUCCCUGCCUAUGACACCGAGGAGCCUGACACAAAAAACCACAAUGCCCCCCCGCAAAAAUCCAUUGAUGUUGCUCCCGUCGACGCUGAUGGCUUCAGCACUGUCCCGCUCUCCCCGAACCACGGUCUCGGUCUGACGGUCAAGCCUGCCGAUGAGAGCGUCUCUCUGCCGAACCCGGACGCUGAUCCCUCACCGGCUGCGUUACCUGCCAAUGACGAAGAGCAUGCGACCAAGACUGCCUCCGACUCAACCGGCACCAAGUGA